This is a messenger RNA of Porites evermanni, 1499 nucleotides long. Lineage: Eukaryota; Metazoa; Cnidaria; Anthozoa; Scleractinia; Poritidae. The record is from the annotation of a GenBank genome assembly.
GAUUAAGUACGAGGUAUUGACAGGAGUAGUGACCAAAAUCAGUUUAGGAAACACUCACCCGUAAGCGGAGCGUAACUGUUAAUAUGGAGCGACAGAACAGUACCGGCAGUACAAACUCAACUUCAGAAGCUUUCGCUAAAAUGAAACUUCCAGAACUCACCAUCAUUACAGUGUUGUACUGCUUAUUGAUAAUAACUAUCAUAACCGGAAACGGACUUGUACUCACUUCUUUUUGGGUUAACCGGAAGUUAAGGACUGUCACUAAUACGUUGAUCAUUAAUCUAUCCGUGAGUGAUACUCUGGUGGGAUUGGUGUCUAUUCCUUGCUGGAUGUACAUCUUUCUGAGCCUCUCUAUAGAGCGUCCUUACACUAAAGCAGGUUACCAGUUCUAUAUCACCAUUGAUAUCUUCAUUGGGAGCGCGUGUAUUCUGCAGCUUACGUCCAUAAGUAUUGAGAGAUGCUACGCGAUUGUCAGGCCGUUACGUCACAGAACGUUGGCAAGGCGAGUUUUCUAUACCAUGAUCGCGAUUCCGUGGACUUACGCCACCAUGAUAGCGAGUUUACAACCAGUUCAAUUUCAACGCUGGACGGAAGUUUACACGAUUCUUAUGACGACUACGUGUUUUUUCAUACCUUUCGUUAUCAUCCUGGUGGCUUACAUCACUAUAUACGUGUACGCUCGCUCGGGGCCCAUGCGCAAACUUAAACACCACCGAGUCCACAAGAAAGCGUACAAAAACGAGAUAAGAUUAUCAGCGACGGUGGCAAUGAUCACUGGGUUGUUUGUUAUCGCCUGGUUACCACUCUUUGUGGUCAGCGUCAUGGCAACAUACUACCCGCAGGACCUCCCCUCCCCCCUGUGGACGGAUCGUCUGCUCAAGUUUGUCAAGUUUUGUCACUAUAGCCACAGCGCUAUUAACCCCUUCGUGUAUGCCUAUAGAAAUAAGGAGAUGAUUAAAACGUUUCGUUACAUUGGCUACAAGAUAAUAUGUAAGGAAUACAGUCUACAACAACCAGUAUCCACCGCCAUGUCCUUGGUCAGGUCAUAUCACAGAAGCACCUUUCAAUCCUCGAGCGGAAAAGAACAGCCUUCGCCGGAAAAUAACAACCAGGCAUCUGAUCAAACAGCACUUGUCCGGACAUCAACUGUAUGAAUUUUACAGGGUUGAAACUUAAUGGUGCAGGGCUACUCUUAAGAGGAACAAUAUCGCGGCGUUUUAUGAAAAUGUAAAAUUACAAGAUUCUGACCUAACUAAGUAUAUUCAAGAACUGCUUCAUGAAAUCUAGUGGCGUCACAAUAACCCUUCUUCUAGGGGAUGUCAGCGGCCCGAGGUACUUUUGCGAACAGCGCUGUUGUAACCCCAAUUGCCUUUGAAAAUGGAAUAAGAAACUUCUCUUACACUGAAAAAAACUUCUUUACUUCAACUAAUUCAUCUUGUCAAAUUAGUUUGUUUGUGUGUUUGCUUUUUAUUUGCAAUAGAAAGUAUGAAAGAAUCGCA